Porites evermanni is the source of this 2798-nucleotide messenger RNA. Lineage: Eukaryota; Metazoa; Cnidaria; Anthozoa; Scleractinia; Poritidae. The record is from the annotation of a GenBank genome assembly.
AUGAAUCAAGCACAGGUUUCUGAACCCAAGGUAGGACAAUUUGUAUUAGCUAAUUAUCAAAAGAUACAUAAUAUCAGAGCACCGGUCAACAAGUGAAGUAAGAAUUAAUGAAUCAUGAGGUAGAUGGUUAGCUGAGAUAAGGGUGUUGUGUCUCCUUCAAAACUUGUAUUCUCAUGCGGCAAAAAGACAUAAAAAAGAAAGGGCUAUUGAACUAUAAGAAAAUAAUAACAAUAAAAGUUAUACAAUACUAUGACAAGAUCACAUCUUAUUUUAAAAUAUUCACGAAAAAAAAACGGGACUGUACCAAGGAAACAAGAUCUGAUAAUCGAAAAGUGCAGAUAAUCGAGGUUCGACCGACUGCAAAAAAAAAGGAAAUGAUAUGAAAAGGCAUGAAAUAACAUAAGAUGAAAAGUAGGGAGAUGGAUGGCCUAAUACACCUGAACUUCGGUAAAUAAUUGUUAGCUAAUGCUAAUUCCUCUAUUUUUAUUUAUUCUUUUUUACCAUUAUAAUUGUAAUUAUUAAGGCUAAAACGUUUGACGUUGAUGUUAAACAACAAAUGGAUCCGGCACAGGUCUCAAGCAAUAAGGUAAGAUAUAUUAUUUAUAGACUAAUUUUAACCCAAAAAAAGACUUGAAAAGAACGAACAGAAGAAGUGAAAACUCAUGCAGCGACAGUUCGAGUAGAUGGAUACUUAGCUGAAAUAGGAGGGCCGCGCACCUCAUUUUCUACAGUAGGAGACUUACCUUCUGAGGCAGAAAAACAUAGUAAACCGAAAGGAAUGAAUAAAGAAAUAUCAAUUAAAUAGAAAAAGAGAGAUACCUGGGCUAAGGGAUCGUGAAACAGAAAUAAUCAGUUAUACAUCUAGCCGAUUUUUUGAAAACCAACCGAACGAACUUGUUGCAGUCAAAGGCGUCAAAAGGCAUGUUUCUUAAGCCCGAGAAGCUCCAAAAUCACAGUAACGAAGAAAAAGGAAAGGAGGAAAAGCAGGAGCGAGGAGAAGGAAAGGAAAAGAACGAAAAAAAAGCAAUAGUUGCUUUCUUAGUUUUCAUAAUAACUACUUUGGAGUUAGUUUUUGGCCAAAAAACACUGUCUGAUGUAAAAGGUCCACUUGGCGAUAAUGUUUUCAAAAAUUCGGCUAAGCAUAUAAGGCAAACAAGAGAGAAUGAGCCAGAACCAAGAAUAGAUUUCAAAGGUGAGGAGGGUGUUGUAUAGCAGAGGCCCACCAUCAGUCGCUAUCUUAGCUCAUCCGCUCCGUUGGCAAACUCUGCCGGGGGAUCGAUCGUGUUUGACAGAGGGCAGAUUGACACACAAUAAUGAAGUCGAUGCAAAAAAAUGACUGAUAAGCCGCAAUAAAUGUAUUCUCGGACACCACGUACAUUAGAUUAUAAUUGCUGUAGCUCUAGUCCCAGUAUAGUUACAGGCAUUAUUUGUUUAUGCUAUUUAAAGGAAAAACCAUGCCAAGAAAAUGCCAGCAACUUGAAACCGAGAUCUUGCGUAGACCACCUAAAGAAUGGCGCAGACAAGUGCGGCUACUACAAGAUUUACGAUGCUGCAGGGAAUGGAUUCAUUGUGUACUGUGACAUGGAAACAGAACCUGGUGCGGCCUGGACACUUAUCGUGUCUUGGAGUCUGAAAAACAACCAUUUCGCGAAUUUUAGGUACUGUUACCAAUGGAUUAAAACCGUUUGUCGUCCGCCAGAAAGAAUUUCGCCGUUUCUGAUGGCUCUAAUCCCAUGGCUAGUGUUACUUGGAAGAAGUUUCAUUGAUGCUCAAAACAUUACACUCGAUGACGAUCGUUUUGUUUUCGACAAAAAGGGAUGCACAGACCUCAUCCAAAGAAUCGGGGUGGUGAGUCAGCUAUUUUGGCAGUGCAGAGCUAGAGAAAAUUACGGAAACCUUUUUAAUAAAAUCGCCUUGUGCGAAGAAAAAAUAGCCAAACUACUGCCUCAAAAACGUAGUAAGAAGAGACAAAAAUCAACCCACGGAUGACAAAACUAUGAUUUGUUUAAUUCUCUUCGCCUUGUAAAGUUUGUGCAUUCCCUAAUUUGAUAGCCUGAUACACAGCCGUUUUAGUGUCGUUGACGCAACGCUCCGACGAAACUAAAAACGGCUGUGUAGAAGACUACUAAUUUGACUGAUUAUUUUGUUAACACCCAAAUUUGGCUGUUUCUUGGUGUUGAGGAAACUAUUGUUGGUUAUCUAUUGCGUUGUGGGUAUUAUUUAUUGUCUUUACAAUCUUUUGUAUAACGUCAUUUGGUGACUGCACCAAGUAAUACCCCAAAAUUUGGAUAUGAGAUGUAACUUUGCUUGAAUUUGUUCUCAUUGUCGACAGGGUAACACCCUUGUCAAUCAACAACCCAGUGAACGAAAACUCGCCUAACUGGUUCCUCUACCGGCUAACAAAGGACAGAAUGAAGUCACUAAGGGAUGUGUCCACCCACUGGCGAGCCACGUGCAGUUAUGACAAGUACGGUAUCAAUAACUACAAAGAUUACAUCCGUGGAAAGUUUGCAGAAGCCGACAUCUUUGCCUUUCUUGGUCAAGCUGUUUGCCUUAAGACCGAGCUUGUCAACAUUCGCGGUCAUACCGGAAUACACAAGACUGCCAGGUUCUGGCAGGUUGCCGGUAGUUACCCUGCUCAUAUCGACAGUACUGUAAAGGGUUGCCAGUUUGAUCCCACCGUUGGGGCAGCGAGCAGUGAGGACAACUUUGGUUAUUACGGCAGUGCAAACCCCAAGUUUACUUGUACAAUGAAUGGCGACUCUACCACGCAGUGGUGGUUCGGUAGCUAUCAGUAG